UUCAGUACGGCAGGAGUUGAGUUGAGUUGAGUUGAAUAUUUGUUCCUUUCCUUCCUUUUUUUUUGGCAAUCCUUUUGAUUUCGAUCGGUUGCAUGUUUUUCAUUCACUUCAAAACGAUUAGAAAAAUAAAUUGGUGUCAAUGUUAAUAGUUAAAUCAGACUCAACGCUCAAGUUUGUGCCAUCCGUCAGGCUUAUCAACAACUUGAACAUCCGCAAGGGUAGCCGUACGGGAAACUCCGGCAACCAUCUUGAGUUCCAGGUGCUCACCCAGAUCCAAUACGUGCCCUGAUAGCGGUAACGACCAGUACCGAGCGUGUGGAAACCCAGUAGUAUGCAGGAUCGUUCAAGCACGAUGGCCAGACAGAACCAGCAAUCGGCCUACGCCAAAGCCCCGGUUGGCGGCAACAUGAAGAAGAGCACCGGAUACAGCGCACCCGCCACGCAAACCAAGACCACGACCGGCACCGGCGGCACCGGUAACGGUAGCUGGGGACCGCAUUUCAAGAAUCGGGACCAUUUCGUCAGCAUGCACUUCUCGUAGAAAUGUGUGUCCGGAACCCACCUUCAGUUACCUCAGUUGCCGCCGCCGCCGCAACCCGCAAUUGGUAGGCAGUAGUGUGCGCGUCUCUUUUUAGUGGCCGACGGCGGUGUUUUCAAAUUCUAUUCCUAUUUGCGUGUGCAGUAUGGAGAGUUGAUGUUUUUGUUAAUAAAACCCACUAUUAAAUUAUUCAUAGCUUGAAUAAGGCGGUGCAAAACA
This is a messenger RNA of Anopheles arabiensis, 757 nucleotides long. RefSeq lists its product as uncharacterized. Lineage: Eukaryota; Metazoa; Arthropoda; Insecta; Diptera; Culicidae. The record is from RefSeq and is a predicted model, not a curated record. The transcript has 2 exons. Bases 140 to 289 code for a protein of 49 amino acids.